Notolabrus celidotus (New Zealand spotty) is the source of this 7541-nucleotide messenger RNA. It is a transcript of the gene ksr2, whose product is annotated as kinase suppressor of ras 2. Gene Ontology annotation, biological process: protein phosphorylation. The coding region runs from base 543 to 3440 and encodes 965 amino acids. The transcript has 21 exons. The record is from RefSeq and is a predicted model, not a curated record. NCBI's taxonomy places the organism in Eukaryota, Metazoa, Chordata, Actinopteri, Labriformes, Labridae. Gene Ontology annotation, molecular function: ATP binding; protein kinase activity.
GUGGGUUUGAUUGACAGGAAACAUGUCGGUGUGGUGGUGGGAGCGAACCGGGAUGCAGCUGCUGCCAAGGGAGACAGGGAGUACCUGCAUCCAAUCCACACAUCAGCACCUGUAAAAAGCAGCACGCGUCCCCUCCUGAAGCGUCUGCUUUUGACGCGCUGAGCAGCUUUUUAUUUUCAAAACCACCCAUUUGAAAGGAAGGGGCACCCAAUGGAUGCUGUGGCAAACCGCGUAGUCCCGCUCGGUUUCUCCACAUUGUGUUUGAUUUAGCCUCCAAGCAGAGACACCCUGAUGAAACAGCAGGAACUACGAGGACUGUUGUUGCAAUGGAGUCGACUCUCUCACGGCUCAAACAGCGUCUGUAAACCUACAGCAGCAUCUCGUUUCAUGGCGUUUUGCAGGUGGCUCUGCUCCGUGGGCUUCUCCACGUUUCCUUUCUGAAUUCUACUUCUUGGUUUUUUUUUCUAAUUUUAUUUUUUUUUAUUUUUAUUUUUUUUAUCAAAGUGCACCGGAGGAUAAUAACGACCACUGCUCGCCAAACUAUGAACGAGGAGAUGACAAAAAGCGAGGAGCAGCAUCUUAGUUUGCAGAAAGCCUUGCAGCAGUGCGAGUUGGUGCAAAAUAUGAUAGACAUAAGCAUUUCUAGUUUGGAGGGUUUACGGACCAAAUGUGCCACAUCCAACGACUUGACACAGAAAGAGAUGCGAACGCUGGAGGGGAAGUUGGUGAAGUACUUCAGCCGCCAGCUGUCCUGUAAGUGUAAAGUGGCCUUAGAGGAGCGCAGUACCGAGCUGGAGGACUUCCCUCGCCUUGGACACUGGUUCCGCAUCGUCAACCUGAGGAAGGAGGUCACAGAGGAGAUGAGUCCAGGUGAGGUGACCCUGGAGGGCCUGCUGGAGGUCAGCGAGGAGCAGGUGUGUGAGCUGCUGCAGAAGUUCGGUGCCAACGAAGAGGAGUGCGCUCGACUCAACGCCUCGCUCUCCUGCCUCAGAAAGGCCCACCAGCUCGGGAGCCAGUCGAAGCAGGAUUGGUCCAUCCAGUGGCCCACCUCUGAAUCGGGCAAAGAAAACACCCCGGUGUGCCAGCCAGAGGCCAGUCAGUGGAUCCGCUUCCAGCUCUCCCAAAGCCCCAAAGUCCAGUCCAAGUACAACCAGCACAUGUGCCACAGCCCCCAGGCCCUGGCUCCCCCUUUAUAUGCCGAUCGACUGACUGUCGACAGCCCCUCCACAGGGUUCUUCCCUUCUUUGGACUCUGGUCAUCGCUCUCUGCCCCCGUCUCCCCGCCAGAGGCAUUUUGGCCACACGCCUCCUCGGACUCCAUUGGUGAUCAACACAAUGACCCCGCCUGGCACACCCCCUAUGCGGAGAAGGAACAAAGUCAAGGCCCCAGGAACGCCACCUCCGCCGAGCCGCAAGCUCAUCCACCUGCUGCCGGGCUUCACCGCUCUGCACCGCAGCAAGUCCCAUGAGUUCCAGCUGGGGAACCGCCUGGAGGACACACAGACACCAAAAGCCAAGAAGAAGACCAAGCCCUUGAACCUUAAGAUCCACAGCAGCGUGGGCAGCUGUGAAAACCUGCCCACGCAGCGCUCGCCCCUGCUCACCGAACGAUCCCUGCGAUCCUUCUUCUUCCCCUCCUUCAUCCCUUCCACACCUCCCGUCCACGCUGAAACACCCUCUGCAAACACUCUCUCAGUGCCUCGCUGGUCCCCACAGAUUCCCCGAAGAGAUCUGGGAAACUCAAUAAAACACAGAUUUUCCACAAAGUAUUGGAUGUCCCAGACAUGCAUAGUAUGUGGAAAGGGAAUGUUGUUUGGACUGAAAUGUAAAAACUGCAAGCUGAAGUGCCACAACAAAUGCACCAAAGAAGCCCCACCUUGCCAUUUACUGAUCAUACAGCGAGGCGGACGAGAAUCCUUCAAAGAAAGGACAAUGCAUUGUGAAAAUCUGGAGGGACACCAGGCCAUAUUUAAAGACCACCAAGGAAACACUCAAGUAGCUCGUCUGGUACGGACCGAAUCAGUGCCAUGUGACAUAAACAACCCGCUCAGGUACACAGACCUGCACAUCAGUCAGACGCUCCCCAAAACCAACAAGAUCAACAAGGAUCACAUCCCCGUCCCGUACCAACCAGACUCCAGUAGUAACCCUUCAUCCACCACCUCCUCCACCCCCUCCUCCCCGGCUCCUCCCUUGCCCAGCAGUGCCACGCCCCCCUCGCCACUACAUCCCUCCCCACAGUCAGCACGGCAACAGAAACAGUUCAACUUAACAGCCUCCAGUUACUUCAAAUACAAACAACAAUUCAUCUUUCCAGAUGUUGCUCCAGAAGCUCCUCCCAGCAGAGCACCACAGGUCAUCCUUCACCCUGUCCUGUCUGAGCCCGGGCAUGAAGGCAACCCUUUACUGCAAAUCGAAGUUGAACCUACAUCGGAUAAUGAGGAGUGCAACGACGAAGACUCCGGAGACGAGUUCGAGGAGAUGAACCUGUCACUCCUCUCUGCUCGUAACUUCCCGCGCAAAGCCAGCCAGACCAGCAUCUUCCUGCAGGAGUGGGACAUCCCGUUCGAGCAGCUGGAGAUCGGGGAGAUGAUCGGGAAAGGUCGGUUCGGCAAAGUUUUCCACGGACGCUGGCACGGCGAAGUGGCCCUCCGCCUGAUAGACAUCGAGCGCGACAACGAGGACCAGCUGAAGGCCUUCAAAAGGGAGGUGAUGGCCUACCGCAACACCCGCCAUGAGAACGUGGUGCUGUUUAUGGGGGCCUGCAUGAGCCCGCCACACCUGGCCAUCAUCACCAGCUUAUGUAAAGGCCGAACACUUUAUUCUGUGGUGCGAGAUGCCAAGGUUGUGCUGGAUGUAAACAAGACCCGACAGAUUGCACAAGAGAUGGUCAAGGGGAUGGGAUACCUUCACGCCAAGGGGAUUUUACACAAAGACAUGAAGUCCAAGAACGUGUUUUACGACAACGGCAAAAUCGUCAUCACCGACUUUGGUCUCUUCACCAUAUCUGGGGUUUUGCAGGCUGGCAGCCGGAGAGAAGACAAACUGAGGAUCCCAAAUGGCUGGCUGUGUCAUCUGGCCCCAGAAAUCAUCCAGCAGCUCUCUCCGGACACUGAAGAGGACAAGCUCCCCUUCUCCAAACAGUCAGAUGUUUUCGCUUUUGGCACCAUCUGGUUCGAGUUACACGCACGAGAGUGGCCUUACAAGAGUCAGCCAGCAGAGGUGAUCAUAUGGCAGAUUGGCACCGGGAUGAAGCCAAACCUCGCCCAAACCGGCAUGGGGAAGGAAAUUUUGGACAUUCUGCUUCUUUGCUGGGCGUACAAGCAGGAUGAGCGGCCCACUUUCUCCAAGCUGGUAGAUUUACUGGAAAAGUUGCCAAAAAGGAACCGUCGCCUUUCCCACCCAGGGCACUUCUGGAAGUCAGCUGAGUAUGUCAAAUGAGUUAGGGACACAAAACAGCAAACAAUCAGCAACUAUUGAAAAAAACAAAACAAAACAAACAGCCGCCAUUAAUCUCUUCAUAAAUAACCCACCUCCUUAAAGAAUGCACUGAAUCCAAAAGCCAGCCCAGUGAUGAAAACUGCCCGUGCUGUGUGUACUUUCAUGGAAUGUUGGCAUGUGUGUGUACAGAUAAGUUGACUGUCCAGCUCAAAGCAGUCGGGACUCAUAUUUUCUUUGGUUUGAUUUAAACCAUACAGGAUAUUUUUCCUUUCUCUUUUUUUUGUCUUUUACUCUUGACUUGGUCCCCUCAUAAGAAUUGAUUUACUUCCUGGAUGUAUCUUGCUUGUAAUUUUCGACUGAUCACAUCAUCUUGGACUUUAAAAAAAACACGUUUGAGUACAAAUGUAGAUUUUUUUUUCCAUGUCUUUUUUUUUUAAUUUUAUUUGAAUGAAUGUAACUUUUGUACGUCAUACAUUGUAUAUUUCACAACAUUGUCUUGCCAUUAUUAUGUCUGUCAACUGUGUAGAGCAUUUUGUCAGUGUUACCUCAUGGUCUCUCAUGUGAGGAUGUCUUAAAAGGUUUCAUGUUGUCUCAAAAGCUUUAUUUAUCUCUCAAAUGUCCUCUUAUUUACACCGAACCAUUUGAAUGUGAAGAAGCCAGCGCCCCUGUGUGUGUGGGGAUGUGUUGGCGCGGUUCUUUAAAAGGGAGACUGUUCUCUGUGCUUUGAAUUUUGCCUGUGAACAUAAGCGAGACAUUUGAACAAUGAGUGAGGGGGGAAAAAAGCCGCUGGUCAGACCAGGACUCCUUCUUUUGAUGCUGUUCUGUGAAAACGCUGACACUUGAAAUGUAUCUUGUCAACAGAACCAAUUACACUACGGAAAUGCUACCACUGAGCCCCCUCUGUUAAAAAGAGCUAAUGACACAUAAAUAUGAUAGAUAUAAAAACAAAACUAUCAAUUAUUACAGCCUAUAAUAUUCAAUCAAAACACAAACUUUACAUGACAUGUUAGCUUUCUGGGUAGUGAAACUGUUUUUGAUGGGUCUGGAUCAAAGCACUGAAAAUGUAGGGGGGUAAAAUAUUCCGAGCUCUGUUAUGAAGUGACUGUUAGUCUUACAAAGAGCACAUGACCCUCAAAAACAUAAAACCUGAGUCUGUUUUUAAGGCUUGGCAAAAGUUGUGGAGAGUUGCUUGAAAGCAGUGUUGUAGUCACUUUGAAUGGGGGCCUAACAUGAUACCUACUCUAUCCAUGUUAUUCUUCUCUUUUUCUUAUAUUCUGAGUUUGUUCAUUUUCCAGAAUCAGUAUGAUUUGAAAGAAUGUCAUCUUUAAAAAAAGCAAAUUUUAGAUACAUAUCAAUUCUCAAGCAAAAAUAUGUAAGACCUUAAUUUCCCCAGAGGUCAUUGUUAGCUGUAUUGAUAGCUUAAAAGGCUACAGCUAUAUUUUUUGGAAGAGAAGGACAUAUUUAUUUAAAGCUGCUGUUGGUAGUCACAGAUUAAACAAUUGUUCAGAGAGAGGGACUUCGAAUGUCAACACUAUCCCUCCCAACCAGAUUUCCUCUUAGCCCCCCAACACAGAUUGGCGUAUGCAGUCAUGACACUGCUGGACUCAUAACCAAUCAAAGGAUGUAGUAGGGGCCGUCCCUUAACCAAUCACAACAGAGGAUUGGAGAUUAGCUCUGAUUGGUUCAUCAUAACGGGAACACGGGGAUUAAUAACAUUGCUUGAUACAAAGGCAUUGGAAAACGCAGAGAAUUUGCAAUAGUCUCAAAUUACUCCACUUACCGAUGAGUACAGAUGGGUAUUAUGACUUUUUCUCCAAACCCAGCAGAAAAAAAAUAACGUUUUUUUACACCAUUCCUACCAACAGCAGCUUUAAGGGGCAGGCUAACUUUAUUAAAAACCAAUUGUAAAGACAGAGGGAGAUGCAAACGGAUGCUUGAUUUGCUGACAACAGUGAGACUUAAAAACUACAGCUACAAUGAGUAGUUCAGAGACAAUGCUAAGGGCAAAACUACAACUGCAACCUCUAUGUUAUGCUUUUAACCAUAACCUAACCUAACCUAACCUAACCUAAGUAUAGGACGGUAAUAUUUAUCAAGUAGACCGUCAACAUUGGUGACCCUGAGCUAAAGUUAAACCAGAGUGAGUACAUCUAAAAUACUGCCAUGAAUACAAUGUUUAGGGUUAACAAUUAGACACUAAUUCAACAGUAGUUUGCUCAUUUUGAAGCUGGAAAUACAAAAAAAUUUGGCAAACUGACUAAGUUAUAGUUGCACUAUAAGCUUCACUUCGACAACCGUACUACUGUCACUACUGCUACUACAAAGUUAGCCAACUCUUGUAUCAGUGUAGCUGUCCUACUGAAUAUAACCUCACCGCCAGAGAACUUGACCUUUAAAUGUGCAAGAGUAUGCUUUGGUAUUUUCCACACAAAAGCUACACAGCGUCACUUUAUGGUACAAACACUGUAUUUUACCAGAGACGAACAGACAACAAACGCAGCCUCUUUGGUAUUAUAUCAACAAAGACUGACCGGGUGACAUGAGAAGACAAAGGGGUAAACAACACAAAGGGUUUUUGUUAAAUUUAAACACUUCUGAAGAGCACUGGCUGUAAAUAUUGAUCAGCAAUUGACUAAAAAUUGUCAUUGAAAGCCCCUGUUCAAAUUCUCUUUAUCUUAUCUGCUGUUUCUGGAGGUGUUAUGGCCCCCCAGUAAACAUCUGUAAGUCCUUAUUUUUAAGACUCUGGACAGAAAUCUAACAUUUCAAAUUUGCCAAUAUCAAUAGUUAGGCUGCUUUCUUUUGUCAAAAUUUAACUAACACAUCUUCCCCUUUCUUUGUCUUUCAUUAAUCAAAUAUCAAAACAGCUCUUAUGCUUCUCUUGACUACAACACUGCUGAAAAGGUAACCAUGGACAUGGAGGAGAGGUUAUUUUUCAAACACACUAACAUGUAGUGUGAAUUAUUGAGUUCUAGGAUCAUAAAGUGUAAGAAACAAGUAAGUUCAAUCUGGCUGAACGUUCCCUUUAACAUAUCAGAAGAGACAUAUCAGGAUGCUAACGACCACUCCAGACCAUUUUUCUACUUCAUACUGUCGAUCAUGAUAUAUUUUAAUUUAAAUGUUGUUUUAGAGAUAUCAUAUCUGAGUCAUAUCAUUAGGAAUUGGAAGCUGUGGCGUCAUUCAGCUGUAUACUGCUUUUGAUUCUCUCUAGCCACGUUGAAUAGAUAGAGACAAUCGGAUCAUGUUAAAUAGCCAUUUUCCACCUCAUUAUAUACACAUCUGUGUGUUGGAAAAUGCAUACAAACAAUCUGCUGCUGUUUUUUGGACACUGUCUAUUUUGGAAUUGCUGGGAUUCAAAUAUUGUAAGUGGGUCAUUUAUAUUUGUACUGUUUACAACUUUCAAGUGCAUGAGAUGGACUAUCAAAGAUUGAUUGUUAUGAAAAAAAAUAAUCCUUCUACACUAUAUAUAAAAAGUAUGUGAGCAUUUUUCUGAUGAACUGUUGUCCAUUGAGCAGUUUGAUCUCAAUAUCUAAUGAAGUUUUUCGUCAGGCUUUGCAAAACUUUUCAACAGCUUUGUUUGAGAGAAUGAUUGUUUCAGAAUAUUUAUAGAUUAUAUAAAUGAUUAGACUAGCAUUUAAAUAAAAAAAAGAGAAUAAAGUUGCAACCUGUGCACAUGCUAGAGUUGACAACAACCUGACUGGACAACAAUCAAAGAUCUUACAUUUAGUGCCAAGUGUACAUAACAGAUUGUAGACUAUGUUUUAUCGUCAUUUGCCGUAAUAUCAAUAUUCCUUGUGAAUUUUUUUGGACUUCUUUAUUUUGAAUGUACAAAUUGUGUUGUGUUUUUUUUUUUGUUUUUGUUUGUUUGUUUCUCUCCAUUUGAAUUUCUUUUCCGCCAUUUUUCUGAUUGCAUAGGCAUUGAUGCUGUGUUGUUUCUUUUCCUUGAUUCCGUCCUUGUAUUGUAGAUGAUAGCUCCAAAAAGCUUGUAUAUUAAUGAUGCCUUAUGGUCCAUGGCUUAGUGAUGAGUAGACUUUGAUCACAAGCUCUUUUAUUUGCACUCAUCCUUUACAAAGUGUAUGACAAUAAAAAGAUGUUUUCAUUUUG